AUGGAUCCACAGAAUAGUGGUUUUACAAUAGGUCAGCUAACCGAUUCCUCUACCAAUCCUGAAGUCAUUUCAGUCUGCAAAUGCCUUAUUAGUGGAGAAAGCUCAACUGAAGAAGUAAAAGUACGCGAAAGUAAAAGAAAACGCAGAAUAUUUACUACAGUUUCUAGAACUGAAAAGUAUUUACGAGAUCGCCGUAUCCCUGAGCUAAUAAGGUUCAUUUUCGUGAAGAUACUCGCUGACGCUCCACAAAACCCAGCGAUGUACGUUGAGCAGCUUAUAAACGAAUGCAUGAUAUGCCGUUCUGGUCUCGGCAAAGCACCCGUACUGUUCGAAGACAGGCACCUGGAAGCAGUUGUCAAAAGCUUCGACCCGGGUAACCGCGGCUGGCUAAGCGCCGGUCAAGUCAGAAGAGCCUUCACAACCCUGGGUCUGACUCCAGAAGCAGAAAUAAGCGAGAAAACGCCCACCCAGGAUGUUUAUGAGAAAUUACGCGACACACAAAAAAGGGAGUUGUAUGAACUGUUAAAUGCAGGAAAGGAUACCUAUGACGAGUUUUGUAAUGAGUGA
Messenger RNA from Helicoverpa zea (corn earworm), 567 nucleotides. RefSeq lists its product as uncharacterized. The transcript has 2 exons. The record is from RefSeq and is a predicted model, not a curated record. NCBI's taxonomy places the organism in Eukaryota, Metazoa, Arthropoda, Insecta, Lepidoptera, Noctuidae. Bases 1 to 567 code for a protein of 188 amino acids.